Caenorhabditis remanei is the source of this 1254-nucleotide messenger RNA. RefSeq lists its product as uncharacterized. The transcript has 12 exons. Bases 1 to 1254 code for a protein of 417 amino acids. The record is from RefSeq and is a predicted model, not a curated record. Lineage: Eukaryota; Metazoa; Nematoda; Chromadorea; Rhabditida; Rhabditidae.
AUGUGGCUACUCUUCUGCCAAUUUUGUUGUAGUGGUUUGCAACCUACGAUACAUUUGACAUUCUUCGAUCUCCAACAUCAUUUCAUAUUCAGCAAGAAAAAAGCGCCAGUCGAUGGCAUUGAAGCUAUUCAGCGAGAUGGCGCUUCAAUAAGCGAGCACGCUAUAGUCAAAUAUGCGAAUGACGACAGACCUGAUGAAAAAGAGAGACAAGAUCUCGAAAACAUGUUCAAAACUGUAUUGAGGAUAGGCGUUCAAAACUCGGAUAUUGUCUAUACACACCUUUUACAAUUAUCACAAUGCUACGAGGCUAUGGCAAGGAACAACAAACUAAUCGUUUUCACCAAUGACAUAUCUGUACGAAAAGCGUUCAACGGAUUGAUUUAUAAUUGCAUGCGUACUGGUCUAGUCGCUGAUUCAAAAACAUUGGAGAUUACCGGAGUAUUAUCGGUUACCGACUUUAUAAUGGUCCUUAUGAUGUUGUGGAAGUACCGUGAGAAUCUUGACGAGCUCAAAGGCACUCCGCUAAGCCAUGAGGAUUUCCGACAGAUGGAUAUUGCGUACAUGCCAAUUUCAAGAUGGAAAGGGUGUCUGGAAAUGAAAGGUCAAUUGAAACCUUUUAUUCACAUUGGUUUGAAAGAAAGUAUAUUCCGUGCUGUCGAAUUGCUUACCAAAUAUAGAAUUCAUCGCCUUCCCGUCAUGGACGAAAACACUGGGGAUUGUGCAUACAUUCUGACGCAUCGUAGGAUAUUACACUAUCUUUGGAAACACUGCGCGCUCCUUCCGAGACCAGAAUGUUUGAGUUCUCGAGUAGUGGACUUGGAAAUUGGAACAUGGCAAAACUUGCUAUAUGCCAACGAACAAACACCGUUGAUUGACUGUUUGGACAUGUUGAUUGACAACCAUAUCAGUGGAAUUCCAGUUGUGGAGAAGACAACUUUAAAGGUUGUCGAAGUAUACACCAGAUUUGAUGCAGCGUCAGCGGCCUUUUCUGAUAACAUCGAUCUCAGUGUCACCGUCACAAGAGCUAUCCAGGAUCGGGAUUAUCAAUGUGGGAUUCGUCGUGACGCAGUUGUUACUGCACAUUACACCACUACUUUGUGGUCACUCAUUGAGAUUUUUAUAGACAAAAAUGUUCAUAGAAUAUUUAUGGUUGAUGACAAGACCAUCUUAAAGGGAAUAAUAUCUUUAUCUGACGUCAUCGAGUAUUUAGUGCUCCGUCCAACACGGAAAACUGUAAAUGGGAAUUCCAAGUGA